Pimephales promelas (fathead minnow) is the source of this 2339-nucleotide messenger RNA. It is a transcript of the gene chga, whose product is annotated as chromogranin A. Gene Ontology annotation, cellular component: chromaffin granule. Gene Ontology annotation, biological process: negative regulation of insulin secretion; negative regulation of catecholamine secretion; defense response to bacterium. The record is from RefSeq and is a predicted model, not a curated record. Lineage: Eukaryota; Metazoa; Chordata; Actinopteri; Cypriniformes; Leuciscidae.
CAAGUCUUCUAUAUAAAGCGGCAUCUCUGCAGUUGUGAUUAGUGACACUGAGGCAUUGUGAUCUGUGAAUCCGGCGAAACAAAUAAGAGAAGACGCUUCAUGCGCAUAAUGCAUCCAUAAAUCAGCAAGUGUUUUCAUUCACUCUGAGGAAAGGAAAGUAGCCUUCUAACGUUCAUUCGCUUUUCUCUGGCACGACGGUUCGAACGGUUGCCUGCGCUUCACACAUGAAGAAAAUGAUCGCACGAGGAUGCGCUGGUCUCGUGGUGCUGGUGAAUUUUGUCUUCUCGGCGCCUGUCUCCCCAGGUCACAUGGAUGAUAAGGAUGUGAAGGUGAUGAAAUGUAUUGUGGAAGUAAUUGCGGAUACUCUGUCCAAGCCUCAUCCCAUCCCAGCGUCCCAGGACUGCCUUGACAUUCUCGGCUCUGAUGACAGGCUUGUGAGCAUCCUGCGCCACCAAAACUUUCUCAGAGAGAUGCAAGAUAUCGCUGUGGAGGGAGCCAGUGAGAGAGCACAGAGACACCCAGGCGACACACCUGAUCAUGUGACCAGCCUCCCUAAAGAUAUGAAGAAAACUGCAGAUGAUCAGUCAAUGUUGGUUGGCUUGGAGAAACCAAAGGAAUUUGCAGAGAAGAGAGGAGCAGGAGAUGAGAGCUUCCAGGAGAGUGAGGAGACAGAGCAGGGGUCUAAAAAACAGAACCAGAUUGCUGAGGAAGAGGAGCGUGAAGAAGACGAGAGUCCUAGCAAUCACAUCUCCAACUCUAUAAACCCAGAGAAGAAAAGAGAGUCACAGGAGGAGGCGGCAAUAAGGGAAGAGGAGAAACAGGAAGAGAAGAAACUCUCCAGCUUGGAAAAAGAAGAGGAAAAUGAUCCGCCUCGCCAUAAAGAGGGGGAAACAGCCACAGAUGAUCUCAAAGCAAAUCCUGAUGUAAAACAAUCCAUCAUGGAGGACAGAGAGGACCACAAGGAAGCUGAAACAGAGAGAACACAUUCAAAAGAAGAGCAGGAAGAAGAGGAGGAGGAGAAGAAGAAGAGUGAGGUUGGAGUAAAGCGUCGCGUGAGCAAACUGUCCCACAAGAGAGUGGAGACCAGCCCAAAACUGGAUGAACACUGGGAAGUGGCACACCACUCUAAGGAGAGUGAAGAUUUGUGGAGGAGCCCAGAGGAGCAGGAGCUGCAGCUCAUGGCACGAACUGAACCACUGGACAAAAGAGAUGAAGAGGGCAGUGGCAGCAGGAAGACAGGGGAUGCGGAGAUCGAGAGUCUGGCUGCCAUCGAGUCUGAACUAGAAAGUGUGGCUCAGAAACUUCAUGAUCUGAGACGAGUCUGAGCCGCUCCAGCUCUGCCCUUCAUCUCUACUUCAGUAGAAAGGCAUGUUAACAUGAGUUGAGCCUCUCACCUUUUUGCUCAGUCCAAAGCAGCGUAAGCUCUUAUCUCGGCGCCGCAGAUCCUCUGCUCAUUCCCUCCGUGUGUAAUAUGAACCCUCAAGGUGACUCCUCUGGUGUCAAACAUUAAGGUCUUGAGUCAGAUCGCUUCACCUUUCCUAGCUCGUCCGCUUUGCUUUAUCGUGCUUGCUUCCUGAAGAAAUUUGGGCAUUGAGUACAAUAGUAAAAUAUUUCCUAAAAACUACCCAGAAUUAUCACACUAGGUUGAAAUUUUAAUAUACCAAUUGUACCUGAUAUUAUGGAGUCUUAUGAUCCAUAGGCAAUAAUGGUUUUUUUAGGUAUGGUGAUGACUGUAAUUAAAUUCUUUUUGGGAUUGAAGAAAACAAAUAAAGGUAAAAAUGAAGUGUUUCAAACUGAUUCCAUGCACCGUUCAACGUGUGAGUCUGAACCAAACCGCAAAACUCCCCCACAACUGAUGUCAAUACAGCAGACAAACACUGAAUCAAAUCAUUCCUAAUGGUUAAGUUUGGUUUUAUUUCCCAUUGAAUUGUUUUAUGUUAUUUCAGAGGCUCUUUUUUUUUGUUAAAAAAAAGAGAUGAAAAUAAUUGACAUAUUUACAAAGUAUACAUCAUGUACAAAUACAACACAAUUCGAUGGGGCACAAAACAGACCAACAAACGUAAAAGGUCAAAAUAGCUAAUUUAAUUUGUCAAUAAUUUUGAAGGGACAUUUCAGCCAAUAAUAAACUGUCAUUAUUUAUCAAUGUGAUAUAAUAUUAUUAUUAUUAUCCUUUUUUUUUUUUCGGGGGGUAUUUUGUCCAUACAAUGAUAGUGUUGUUCAGGGAAAGUUUCAGUGUUGUUUUGAACCCCACUCACUUUCACUGUGUGAACCAAAACAGUUGAAAUAUGUUCCACAGAAGAAAGAAAGUCAUACAGGUUUGAAAUAAAUUCAUAAAAGAA